AUCAACCUUUGUUUACGCGGGACUAGAUUUCCGCUGUCAAUUGUUUGUAAACAAACAUCUGAAUGAAGCUGUUCGACCAAAUCAUGAAUGAUAAACUACAAAAAAUCAAUUGGCAGUUUGAGAGGCUUUGUGUUGAGCUGGGAGUCCCCACAUAUGUGAAAUCCAGGGCAAACAGUGCUUUGGAGAAGUGUUUGUCGGAACUUGAAGAUGAUGCCUCCAUUGCCUCACAUCUGAUUCCUUUUAUGGUUUAUACUGCAGUAAUAGACUCCAGCAAUCCCUAUGGCCUAGAUGACCCGCACAGGGACAAAUCAUCACCCUGUUGUACACUUGGGGAAAUCCUCAGAAAAUCUGGUCUCAACUUUAUCAAGUUUUCGAAGCUGGUACGUCAGUAUUGGGAUACGAUGGACUUGAGUGAGACGGUGCGGAAACACAUAAGCGCUGUGGAAAAGAGAUACUGUAUCAUCUCACCAUUGUUCAAAACAUUUGAAAGAGAAUGGGGAACAGUGUUUAGAGAGGAAGAAAACCAAGAAUCCAUUCCAUUUGAGAAGUCAGAAGGCACACAGGAGAAGAAAAGGUUAUGCUGGACUUUGUUUCUACAUGCAAAAGAUGAGCUGAUGUAUGACAAUGAAGAGCUCAUACAGACCUAUCUACUCCUUCUGUGUUGUCUCGAGUUUGUGUUACGGGCAACUCCUGCUUUCCUUCUUCAACCACCAUUUGACACUCUGAAAUUGGAGACUACAGCCACAGCCCUAACCAGUCCAACCAGGGGGGGAUCAAGCAGUAUGCUCCAUAAACUUGCAGACAUCUUCCACACCAGUAUAGAUGAGCUUAUGUCCAUGCACAGAGUGACACAGGAUUACUUUCAAAGUUUGCAAGCAGAAACUGGAAAACUUGAUGUGGACAUGUUGAGUGCAGAUUACCACACAAGGCAGCGACAACAGGGGGGCCUUGAUGAGCUACAGUUUCUACAGCAUGAGCCAUACCUAAUGCCUCAAAACAACACACUCAGCCAACAGACCACAACAGUAAAUGGGACGACCACUGCAGUGACCCCUGUCCGAGCUGCCAUGAACACGGUCCAGCAGCUGAAAAACCUCAUAUCUGACAAAACUGACCACCUGGAACAGCUAAGAGAACAUUUAAAGAACUGUGCCAGUAAGCCAGAGCAGGCAAUUGUGGACCGUGUGUCCCAGCUGAAGCUGAAGUUCCUGUCCAGAUACCUAGAGACAGCAGGGUCUUGCCAGGGUCACGUGGCGGAGCAGAGAUACACACAGGCAACAAACCUGUACUACCGUGUCAUGAACAGGCUCCUUGAUAUGGAACAGGAGCGUCUAGCCCAGAGUGACUUUAGUGGUCUUCUUGGUAACGACGUCUUCCACCGAUCUCUCCUCGCCUGCUCAGCAGAAAUUGUCCUCAUGACAUAUAAUGUCUCAUGGUCAUUAACAGCAUCAGCCCUGAGCAAUGUUGACUCCCGGUUCACAUUCCCCUGGGUCCUGGAUGCGUUUGGUCUGUAUGCUUUUGACUUCUACAAAGUGCUCGAGUCGUACCUUAAGGCAGAGCCCAACCUCACCAGGGAAAUCAUCAAGCACCUUACCCUGAUUGAGAACAGGAUUUUAGACAGUAUAGCAUGGAAAGCAGAUUCCCCAGUAUUUGAGCUGCUAUCCCGAUGUGGGUCGGCCAGCAGUAGUAGCAUGUCUCAUUGUAGUGAUCUCAUCUCCAGUGAAACCAACGGCACAAGCCAGGCUGCUGAAAUUUACAUGUCCCCAAGUCGUGGUCCAGCCAGUAAGGGCACCAUGCCGGGAAAUAUUGUGUUUGUGUCCCCCCGUAAGGGUGGGGUAACGGCUGUGUACAGCAAGGACAGCCCUGAGCCUAGUGCCCCCGACACCACCCAUCGGUCUCACUCACUCAACAUGUUCUUAAAUAAAGUAUGUAGAUUGGGCUACCACAGAUUAAAGACACUCAGUGAUAUGCUUCUAAUAUUGAAAGAAACUCAACAGAAGAUCUGGACGUGUUUUGAGUUCUGCAUCACAUUUCACCCAGAAUUGUUAAGAGACAGACAUCUUGACCAGAUGAUGAUGUGUUCAGUGUAUGGUAUCUGCAAGGUGUCUGACAGUGAGAUCAAGUUCAAGGACAUUGUUAAAGCCUAUAGCUCCCUGCCUCAUGCCAACUCGCAGGUGUACAAGGAGGCAUUACUAGAUGAUGGCACCACAGACUCCAUCAUUGCCUUCUACAAUAGAGUCUACAUGCAGAACAUGAAGAACUACAUUCUCCUAUUUGCCAAACCAGUUCAACCAAACCUGUCACCCCUGCCAAAGCCUGUGAGCUCUGCUAUUACUGCUUCUCCUGUUUACAGCAUCCCAGGUCGUAAGAAUUUCUAUGUGUCUCCCCUGAAGAAGUCGCCCUUUAAGUAUCCUCACUCCCCCUGCAGUAUGACCCCACGGUCCCGACAGCUGUACAGUUUUGGAGAGGGGCUAGGGUCUGCUGAGAAGUUGAAGAGCAUCAAUGAAUCUGUGUCUGCAUUUAAAUCCCGCAGUAACCUGCCAUACAUAUCCAACACCAAGAGAACAUCAUCAAAACGACUCAACUUUGAGAAUAUGGAUGACCAGUCACAAAACCAGAGUGAGGGCAUUCAGGAUGAAGUAGGCAGCCAGAUGGUGGUGAAAAAGAUACGUGUCACCCCACCUGCACCCAUCACAGAACCCGGCCAGCCUCGCAGAAACAGUAGCACAACAGAAUGAAGAAGCGAGAUGUGAAAACAUUUGUGAAAUUGGCACUGUGAUUUUCUAAUUUAAACACAGAUUGAAGCUUUAUGCCUGUACUACUGAAUCAAAGGCUCGAGACAGCAAAAGGCAUCUUUUCAUUUGCAAAACAAAGUUAGGUAAAUGUUGAUUUCAAGGUGUUGUUUCAACUACCAGAUUUUUUUCUGACUCAUUAUUUGAUUUUGUGUAGAUGUGUAUUUUGAACAUCAGCUGUUAUGAUGUUAUCCUAAUGCCAAUGUAAAGACCAGGCCGCAAUUUCUCCAACAAUAUCAUGUUCCUUGUAACAGGAUCAAAUGUAGCAAACUAUUUUUUGGUGUAAUUUGUGAAAUAUAGUCAUUUUGAGGGGACUUGAGACUUUUAAAGGAAAUUUUCUUGAUCAUAAUCUAAAUCAACCAUUUUUAUGCUCUUUAAGAUGGGCUUAUUAAAGUCAUAUUUUGCAUCCAUACUUCUGUCUGUUGUUUUGUCUUGACCAGUCUGUUAGUUUGUCAUGCACAGUGAAGAUCCAUGUACUUACCUUGAAAAUAAUGGCACACAUGUUUGGUACAUACAGACAUCAGUCAAGAGCAAGACCCAAGUUCCUACCUCAAAGUUAAAGGUCACACUUCAAGGUGUUGUUUUUUAGGAAUGCUGCAUAUAUGUACAUAGGGUAUAAGUGGUCAUGUCUGGACUGGAAAUUUGACAGGCAAGGUUGUUGUAAUUAUAAAUUAGCACAUAUACUCAGCACACAUAAGAGAUGUGCUGUGGGCAAGACCCACGUCCCUACCUACCUCGUGGGUCAAGGUCACACUCAGAUGUCUAUGAUUAUGAGAUUCUGCAUAUAUGCAUAGGUGGUUGAGUGUCGGCACCUAAAGUCGAUGUGUCAACCCCAAGACCAUUGUCCAUAUUUAGAAGGUCACAGUCACAUUCACGGGUCAAUGAUUAUGGAAUGGUUACAUAUAUGCACCUAGAUGUAGAUUUUCAUUACCUGGCUGUAAGUUUGUCAUGCACUGGGAUUUUGAAAUAACCUGGCACAGGCGUUCGAAAAGUAAUGGUGACAUGUUGUGGGCAAGACCCACCCACCUCCUUAUCUCAAAAGGUCAAUGUCACUUUUAAAGGUCUAUCAUUUUGGAAUGUUGCAUAUGUGCACAUUCAGUAUAUGUGGUUGUGUGAAACUUGUCAUGUAAGGGGUGAUUUGGAAAGAACAUGACACAGAUGUUUGGCACACGUAGGUGACAUGUUGUGUGCUAAACAAUGGUCCUUGUCUCUGGAUGUGACUGGUGCUAGGUCCAGGUUUCUACCUCGUAGCUCAUUGCUGCCCAACACUGGAAGUCAACAAUCAUGGGGUCCUGUAUAUAUGCUUAUUGUUUAUGUUAGCUCUACCUGAAUAUUAAAUGGCCAAUAUUACGACCAACGCACAAAGUACAUGAACGAUACAUGUAUACAUGAACUGAAAAUCCAAUUCAAGUUAUUUGAGUAAUCGAGUACCAGAGUACUCGAGUACCAAUUUUACUACUUGUUGCCAUUCCUACACAUAACACAUCUGUAUGGGAAUUUUGAUUUUCUUUUUCAUGAUUAUUGUAAUUUUUGUGUAAAAAAACUUGUCUGAGUAGGUGUGAAAAAUUAAGGGUCCAGUCUGAGAAGGCCAGACAACAUAAUGGUCCAGUCUGAGAAGGCCAGACAAUAGAAUGGUCCAGUUAGAAAAGGCCAGACAAUAUAAUGGUCCAGUCAGAGAAGGCCAGACAAUAUAAUGGUUCAGUCUGAGAAGGCCAGACAAUAGAAUGGUCCAGUUUGAGAAGGCCAGACAACAUAAUGGUCCAGUUUGAGAAGGCCAGACAAUAUAAUUGUCCAGUUUGAGAUGGGGUCCAGUGUGAGAAGGCCAGACAAUAUCAUGGUCAAAUAUAAUGGUCCAGUUUGAGAAGGCCAGACAAUAUAAUGGUCCAGUAUGAGAAGGCCAGACAAAAUGAUGGUCCAGUUUCAGUAGGACAAAAUUAUGUCCAGACAGUUUGCAAACUAAUUGUCAAUUUGAAGUGUUUUAUGAACGUUGUGUAAUGACAUUUACUGAUAUUUUUACCCCAUCAUAAUAUUGAUAGUCAUGUCACCCCUGGUUUUAUUGCCAUAUAUGUACAUGUACAUUUUAAUUCACUGUUGUUGAGGAUGCGUUCCGAACAUCAGGGGCACUCUUUUUAAAUAAACAGUAAUUUUAUUUGUAUCACUGUUCAUGAUAAUUGUUAAUAGGAUUAUGGAGAAAGGACUUAUUGUCCUUGUGUCGAUUUUGUUUGUUUUUACAAAGUAUAAAUGUAGUUGUUUAAUUGUUCUAUCUUCAGAAUACUCUUUCUUAUCAUUAACUUUAUGUUUAAGUACAAUGUUGAAAAAAAAUAGA
Mya arenaria is the source of this 5118-nucleotide messenger RNA. RefSeq names its product retinoblastoma-associated protein-like. Gene Ontology annotation, biological process: neuron projection development; negative regulation of G1/S transition of mitotic cell cycle; cell morphogenesis involved in neuron differentiation. Bases 63 to 2738 code for a protein of 891 amino acids. Lineage: Eukaryota; Metazoa; Mollusca; Bivalvia; Myida; Myidae. The transcript has 26 exons. Gene Ontology annotation, molecular function: RNA polymerase II transcription regulatory region sequence-specific DNA binding. The record is from RefSeq and is a predicted model, not a curated record. Gene Ontology annotation, cellular component: chromatin; nucleus; Rb-E2F complex.